This is a messenger RNA of Pogona vitticeps (central bearded dragon), 3908 nucleotides long. The record is from RefSeq and is a predicted model, not a curated record. Lineage: Eukaryota; Metazoa; Chordata; Lepidosauria; Squamata; Agamidae.
CAAGGGAGAGCCGUAGGUACACAAAUAUAUCAGAGCGACUCCGGUACAUCCUCUGUGCUUGUGUUGUCACGUUUGUGUGUCGCUGCCCCCGUUGGGGGCUACACGGCGACAUAUUGCUGGCAUCGUUAUAACAGAUUCCCUCGAAGAGUGCCCAUGGGGUUCCUCCUUCGUGAUUUAGUUCUCAUGAUUGUUUUACCUCAGCGCCAUGAGCGCGCCCUCCCACCGCCACUACACAUAUAGACUGUCUCUCUUUCUCCUCAGGAGAAGGCAGAGCUGGCACAGGCACCCCGGGGAAGGAGGGAGGCAGCACCCCGCGCUCUUUUGCGACCUGGAAAUAUCAGCUAUCGGCCAAUUCCUACCCCAGAAGACUCGUCUAAGAAGUGGGAAGGGAAGGGAAGGGAUAGCUGCCUUCCCGUUUUCUCUUCUCUUCCCCCCUCCGCACCCACCCCGGGAGCCGUGCCCCAGCCCCCUUAUGAAGCAUGGGGUGGGAGCGUGGCAAGCAUGAAAAGCCAACAAAGGCAUUUCCUAGACGAGGAUGGUGAAGAAGAAUGGCGCGCUUUGCUUUAAAACACCGCCACCCACCAUGCGCAAUAACUUCAGUCAUGCUGUUUCUCUGGCCUCAAGGGUUACCUUCUUCUACCCCUCUGGCUUUUUAAUGGACUCUAAUAGGGGACUGAAUGUCCAACGAGUUUUUAAACAAUCAUGCACUGCAGGCUUCAUCCGUUUUCAUCUGUUUUCUCUAAAGCCUGGCUCUCCUGUUCAAGCAUCCUUUGGAAUAUGGGGUCCACCAAAGGCUUGUUUAGAAAUUAACAUGGCAAGUUUACAAGAAUUUUUAUCCGCAUCAAGAGAAAUGGGAGAACCAUGGCCAAAGAAACGUAAAACGGAUAGAAGUCUUUUGCAGUGGCAGUUACUGGAAAGACCAUGCUUUGCAGAUAAGAAAUUCUCUCUCAAUUUUCAUGAAAUAUCGCGAGAUUUUAGUCAAAACGUUUUAGAGUUACGAGAGAAAAGCAAUACACACUUAUCACCCAGUGUAAGACAAUUUGUACCUUUUCAACCCUGCAUGAAUGCCAAUUUGCAGUCCAGAUUGCUAGGAAAUAUAUCAUUUGUUAAAAAAUGGACUCUUGAAAAUAAAGAUUAUAACAGCAUAAAAAAUGCUGUCUCUGAAUUUAAUGAAAAUAAUAACUCACUGUUCAUAGAACCAGAAUCUUGGGUCGUACCUGCCAAAGAAAAAGAAAAAUCUGUAGAUAGUGGCAAUAUUUCAAAAGAGAAUGAGUUUCCAACUGUGAAUACAUUUUUAAAUGAUAACUUGGCAGGAGGUCUUAUUGCAAGAAUAGACUCUUUGUUUACAGAUAGGCCAGAGUUUCAAAGCAGUGAAAACGGCAUGUGUUCUUAUGAAGCAUAUGAAAUGUUAAACUCAGGGGAACAAGAUACUCUUAUAAAACCAGUUUCAGUUCGUAAAAACAGUAUUAACCAAUUCUUACACCUGUGUCCACCAGUUUGCAAUUUUAUGAAACAAAGAAAGUUAGACUUUAGAUCUCUGUUGUAUGAACAUAAUUUUUUUCUGGACGAAAAGAGUAAUAUUUUGUCAUUUAAAAAAGAGACACUAUCUCCUACAAAUAAUAAAUUCAGAAGAAAUAAAGUAUUUAACCAUAUGUAUAUACCUUAUUCAAGAAAUAGUCAAGUUGUAGUUCCCAAAUUAGUAAGAUGUGUUGCUUUUGAGUCAUUUUUACAAGAUAAGGUAGUGUAUAAUUUUAUUACUGCAACUGAAAAGACUGACAGCUUAAUAUUCAACCAUUCUUCUUUACUUACUACCAGACGAAGGGUUAUAUCUGAUGAAAAUGUUACCAAUGAAUUUCUCUUUUUUUCCAAGGAUAGUACAGCAGAUUUUAUCUUUUCAGUAACCACCAAUGAAAAAGAACAAUCAAGGAGACAUCUUGUACCUUCUUAUAAUGAAAUUUUACCAAAUAACAGAUCUGAUUUUUCUGCUUUAAGGAAGGAGAGCUUGUAUUAUCUUAAGCCUAGUCUGACAACAAAUUUUAGAAUACUGAAUACUUUGAACUCAGUUCCAGUCACAUCUGAAAAGUUAAGUGUUAAAUACCCAAAUAUGCAAAUGGUUGUUACUAUGAAAACAUAUAUACAAGAGAAAAAUAGAAAAACCUUCAAAGAAAAUAAUGUUUUAAGACUGGUCAAAAAGCCAGCAAAUGGAAGAUUCAGAAAUAUUAAUUUUAUAAGCAAGGGUGAAUAUGUCUCAAAAUACACAGCAACAUGUAGUAGACCAACAGUGAGGUGUGGCAAUUGGGAAGAUGGCCAAGAAAAUUCCUAUAGUUAUGUGAAUGAAAAACUCAAUUUUUCUCCUUUUGACACAUUCAAAAAAAUCUGCCUCAAUGCUGAUUCAGAAGAAGUGGAUCAAAUUCUAUUUAUAGGCAAGGUAAAGUUUAGUGAUGAAAGUGAUGGAGAAUGUAGCAAGGGAUAUGUAGCUGUUGAUAAAAGAAUCAUUAGCAGGGACUCUUGUACACUGACUUGUAGUUAUAUUUCCACCAAGUUAUUUACAAAAUGCAGUUUUCUGUUAGAACAAGAAAGCAAAGACAAGUCUCUAUAUUCCAAAGAUACAAAUGCUAAUAGCCAAUGGCAGAAAUAUGAACUUAACAGUAUGUCGUAUACAAGCCUUAAUUCACAAAACUUGCUUGCAUGUUUCUCAGAUACUGAACAGUAUUCUCAAAAGUUGAUAAUCCCUUAUGAUGGUCACAAAGAUCAAAGUAACAAGGCAUGGCGUAGUAGGAUUGCCGUGCACAAAGGAAGAAAACAAAAUGGAUUUGCAUUUCAACAAAUUCACCAUGAUUUGCAAUAUCAGUCUUUAUAUAAUUCUAGCAGGUUGAAGCAUCCUACAGUACAAAAUGAGAACUUUUUAUUUCUGAAAGAUAUUUUACUUAGUAGCAGGCACAAUGUUGUAACAUCUGUGAUUCAAAAUGCUGAAGAUGCAGAUAAGGUAGAAAAUGUUCUUGAGAGGAAUUAUGCAGGCAAAAGAAAACAACACCAGAAUUUAAGAGCACCGUCUUUCAAAGAUCAAUCUGCAACAUCUGUUGGUUCCACAAACAAAUUAAUAGUGAUUUCAAGCACAAUGAAACAAAACCACUUUGAAGAUGCAGCAAAGGAGCAUUUUUCUUCAGCAGUUAAAAAAAAGUAUGCAUUUGAACUGAAAAGCCAGUUUGAUUUAGUGCUGGAAGAGCUUCGUAUGUUUAAUGAAAUUAGUAAAGAAAAUGGAAAUACUCUAGUUUACAGAGAAAGAGAGAUUUAUGAGAAAGAUCCCUUUAUUCUAAAUCAUGCUGAGAACAUGGUAAAUGAAGACUCCCAAGUUAUUUACAAAAAUAGAACAAAAGUGUGUGUUUCCGCUGUUGGUACUACUGUAAAUACUAAUAUGGUGAAGCAGAAUGAGUAUGAACAGUGUUCGUUUAAGGACCUAGUGGUAAAAGAGCCCAAACAGCAAGAAAUAGUUUACGAGGAAUGCACUUCAAGUAUGUCAGAUGAAGAAUUGUUUUAUUCUCCCCCUGAAGAAGGUUGUUAUCCUCAGAAUAAACAACCACGUCCUUGGAACUCAGCAUUUGUGUAUCAUACAUCUAUGAAUGGAAAAAUGUACAGCUUACAAAUGGAAAGAGGGAACUGUUUAUGUGAUGGGAUUACCAAAAUACAGCCUCUUAAAACAUGUCAUGGUCCUUUAAGAGUUGGAUUGUCAAGAAAAGCUAAGCCCAAACGGCUUCAUCCAUAUUUGAAAUAGUUCAGUAUACAAAUGUUUAUAGAACAUUAUUUUAAACUUUUAGAGACAUUCUAUUUAAAAGUAUUAACAUAAACUUCUGUUUUUUAAGGUUUUGAUCUGAACAGUUCUGUAAAAUGACAUACUGAAAUAUUCCUUA